AUGGCCUCGAAGGAAAAGCGCGAUAAGCAAACCGCGGAUGCAUCGGUUUCCAAUUCCAGUCAAAGCAUCUCAGCCAACACUCUGGCCGAUCAAGUAUCUUUAACUUUGUCGUUUGCUCCAAGCAGUGACAGUAAAACCAGCGGAGAAGUUAAACUUAAUGGACAGUCUGAUCUCGCUGAGAGCGGAAAGAGUAGCACGUAUAGACCAAGCACGAGCAGUGAUAUCAGUGACGAGAGCACAUGUAGCAGCUUAAGCUGGAACAACAAGCCUCACAAGGCGAAUGACGCCAGAUGGGAAGCAAUACAAGCUGUCCGGGCGAAACAUGGUGUUUUGGGUGUGAACCAUUUCAGGCUCUUGAAGAGGGUAGGGUGUGGGGAUAUCGGAACUGUCCAUCUUGCUGAGUUGCACGGAACAAGGUGCUAUUUCGCAAUGAAAGUCAUGGACAAAGCAGAUUUGGCUAGCCGUAAAAAGCUUCUUAGAGUUCAGACCGAGAGAGAGAUAUUGCAGUGCCUUGACCACCCUUUUCUCCCAACUUUGUAUAGUCAUUUCGAGACCGAUAAGUUCUCCUGCUUGGUUAUGGAGUUCUGCCCUGGAGGUGACUUGCAUACCCUCCGACAGAGACAGCCCGGGAAGCGAUUCUUGGAACAAGCAGCAAAGUUUUAUGUAGCGGAGGUACUUCUUGCUAUGGAAUAUCUUCACAUGCUUGGGAUCAUAUACCGUGAUCUGAAGCCAGAGAAUGUUCUUGUGAGAGAUGAUGGACAUGUGAUGCUUACUGAUUUCGACCUCUCCUUGAGGUGUUCUGUUAGCCCCACAGUGGUCAGAUCAACUGCUCUUGUGUCUGGAAACUUGCAAAAGAAUUCGGGUUACUGUGCACAACCUGCUUGCAUCCAACAGCCAUCUUGCAUUUCCGCUUCUACGACAUGCUUCUCUCCGCGGUUCUUCUCAAGUAAGUCCAAGAAGGACAAGAAAAUGAAAACCGAAACUGGAAACCAGGUGAGUCCUUUGCCUGAGCUCAUUGCUGAGCCGACAAGUGCACGCUCAAUGUCAUUUGUUGGAACACAUGAGUACUUAGCUCCUGAGAUCAUCAAAGGUGAAGGGCAUGGGAGUGCGGUUGAUUGGUGGACUUUUGGGAUCUUCCUGUAUGAGCUAUUGUUUGGUAAAACCCCGUUUAAAGGAUCGGCAAACCGAGCAACACUCUUCAACGUUGUUGGUCAGCCUCUGCGUUUCCCUGAAUCUCCAGUUGUCAGUUUUGCUGCGAGGGAUUUGAUUAGGAGUCUGCUUGUGAAGGAGCCUCAGCAUAGAUUAGCGUAUAAGCGUGGUGCAACUGAGAUAAAGCAACAUCCUUUCUUCGAAGGAGUGAAUUGGGCAUUGGUUCGAUGCGCAAGCCCACCAGAGAUACCGAAGCCGGUUGAUUAUGAGAGUGCUCCUGCUUCUCCGGCAGCAGCCACGUCGAGCAGUGUGAAGUCUGAUCAGAGUAACUAUCUGGAGUUUGAUUUCUUUUGA
This is a messenger RNA of Microthlaspi erraticum, 1503 nucleotides long. NCBI's taxonomy places the organism in Eukaryota, Viridiplantae, Streptophyta, Magnoliopsida, Brassicales, Brassicaceae. The record is from the annotation of a GenBank genome assembly.